GCUACUCCUGCGUCUUUUCUAGUUGGGAGAAAGGUUUAUGUUUUAUACUUCUAGCGUGUUUACAUCGAUGUAAACCCCUACUUAUACAGUAUCUUAAUAUUGUGAUUAUAAAAUGCAGCAGCGUAUGAAAAGGACCUUUAUUUUGAUCUGGUAAUAUGACGUCAUAAGGCUGCGCCGGGCUCCUCCAGCAUCCUUUCUAGUUGGGAGAAAGGUUUAUGUUUUAGACUUCUAACGUGCUUAAAUCGAUGUAAACCAUCUAUAUUGUAGUAUUUACAGGCGAUUUUAUCCGACAUUAAUAAGUCUGUUACACGUUGGUAACAGAAGAAGGUGCGUAUCUUUUCGAGACUGCAUCAAAUCACUUCAAAUUAGCUUGGAUUAAGUGUUUCUUUCUGUUAGUUAUUUUGAUCUCAAUUCUGCUCAAGUGUGCGAACACAAAGCCCUCGUUCAGUGUAAAGAUGUGGUUUGUUAAAGAGGAGACUGAAGACUUGAGGAUCGCAGACUCUUUUAGAGUCAAACGUGAAGAUACGGAGACACAAACAGGGCUGAGGGUGCUGAAGGAGGAGGGUCAAGAACUGAAUAAAAGGGAAAUUAAGUAUCAACAUCAUUCAUUAAUAACAGGAGAAAAAUCUUUAAGUUGCUCACAGAACGAAAAUACUUUGUCACGAAAUAGAGCUCAAACGACUAGUCCAACUAGUGGUCAUUUCGAUCAACAUGGAAACCUUGAUGUCAACAUGAGAAUUCACAUAGGAGACAAGCCAUUCUCCUGCCAGCAGUGUGGGAAGAGUUACACCUCGAAAGGAAGUCUCAAAGAUCACAUGAGAGUUCACACUGGAGAGAACCCUUUCACCUGCCAACAUUGUGGAAAAAGUUUCAUUCGAAAAGGAAACCUGACUGUCCACAUGAAAAUUCACACUAGAGAGAGCCCAUUCACCUGCCAGCAGUGUGGGAAAAGUUUUGUUCAGAAAGGUAGUCUUAAAUCCCACACAAGAGUUCACACUGGAGAGAGUCCUUUUAUCUGUCAACAAUGUGGAAAAAGUUUCACUCAAAAAGGAAACCUGAAAGUCCACAUGAGAAUUCACUCUAAAGAGACCCCAUUCUCCUGCCAACAGUGUGGAAAAAGUUUCACUCAGAAAGGAAGUCUUAAAGAUCACAUGAAAAUUCACACUGGAGAGAACCCUUUCACCUGCCAACAUUGUGGAAAAAGUUUCAUUCGAAAAGGAAACUUGAAAGUCCACUUGCGAGUGCACACUAGAGAGAGCCCAUUCUCCUGCCAACAGUGUGGAAAAACUUUUACUCAGCAAACAAGCCUUAAAAUCCACAUAAGAAUUCACACUGGAGAGAAGCCUUUCACAUGCCCUCAAUGUGGAAGGAGUUUUACACAUAAAGGAACCCUUAAUAACCAUGUGACCACUCACACAGGAGAGAAGCCAUUUGUAUGUAGUCAGUGUGGAAAGUGUUUCCGAUUUACGGUAACCCUUAAAGACCACAUGAGGAUUCACUCGAGAGAGAUCCGUUUUGUAUGCCAUCAGUGUGGAAGGAGUUUCACAGACAGAAAUGAUCUUAAGAACCAUGUAGUAACUCACAUCGGAGAGAAGGCUUUUAUGUGCCAUUACUGUGGGAAGUCUUUCAAAAACAAUGCAAACCUUGAGGUUCAUUUAAGAAUUCACACUGGAGAGAAGCCUUUCAGCUGCACUCAAUGUGGAAAGAGUUUCACAGUUAAAGGAAACCUUGACAUUCACACAAGGGUUCACACUAAAGAGAGGCCUUACAGAUGCCUUCGGUGUGAGAAGAGUUUCACAUAUCACACGGACCUGAAACGUCAUUUGCUAACUCAUUCUGGAGAGAAAUUCCAGUGUUCUGAGUGUGACAAGGGGUUUCGAAAAAUAAGCAAUUACAGAAAACACUUGGAUAUGCAUUCGGGAGGAAGACCAUUUAAUUGUGUUAAGAGUAAAAGAGAAAUCCUAAAACUCUCAUCACACUUAGAUUUACAUUUGAAAAGUCAUGCAUAUGUGAGACUGUAUUCUUGUUCUUUUUGUGGAAAAAGCUUUAAAUGGCUCCGCAAUUUAAUAUGCCACCAGAAGAGGCGCAUCUGUGAGAAAUCAAAGCUGCGUUUACGCCGCAGAUGACUGUGGCCCAAACUUGAUUGUCUGCUCAAAUUAUUAUUUUUUAGUUUGUUUACAUGACAUUUAAAAAAAAUGGUAUAAUACUGAAAUCAGUAUGUUGUAGUCGUGUCUACAUUCAUAGAGCAUUUAUUUAUGACGUAAUACGUUUACACUCCUCGACUUACAGAUUAUAUAAAACUGUAAGAUUGGAUUUAAAUAUGGGCUCUGACUCUGUCACUCAAGGUCAUUCUCAGAGUCAUCCCUAAGCCACUCUUAUAUUGUCUUGUACCCACAUGUGCAAUGGCAAUAAAGUAAAAUCUAAUCUAAUCUAUUGUCUUGGCUGUAUUUAGGGUCAUUGAAGUCUGAGUGCUCUGGGCAGGCCACAUCUGUAAAAAGUCAUCAGGCUCUGAAGUCAAGUGAAGUGAAGUGCAAGAUCACAUUUUCAGUAUCUAUCUGGAAGUUUGCUGCAAACUUGGAACUUGGUCCAUUUCACAUUCAUUUGUAAUUUGUUUCAUCCACUGCCUACAUGAUAGCAAAACAUGUCAGUCAAGCCUCUUCUGAAUAUAGAUUCAAAGUUGUUGUUUUUCUGAGCAUUGGGUUUUCCACAAUGUGGUGGGGCUAUCGACCGACAUUGAUAUUUUAUGUCCACCUGAUAGCUCGGCAGGCUAUUAUAAUCGUAAAUGUUUUUACUCUGGCAUCCUACAAAGUGUGUUAGACCAUUGACUGAGGUUCUGGGAGAUUAAUCAGAAUCAGAAUGAGCUUUAUUGCCAGGUAUGUUUACACAUACGAGGAAUUUGUUUUUGUGACAGAAACUCUGCAGUGCAACAGAAUGACAGCGACAGGAAAAAAAAUACAAAUAAGUAGGUAAGGAAUGACAAUAUACAAAUUUACAAUGAGGCCGGAUGUGGUACUCUGGUUUGAAGAGGGAAAAAAGAUCAUCCUCAUAGAACUUACAGUCCCAUGGGAAGAGGGGUGUGAACAGGCCUUUGAAAGAAAGAGCACCAAAUACCAAGACCUGCUGCAUGACUGUAGGGGGAAAGGAUGGCAGGCUUGGCUGUUCCUGAUCAACCCCUCCUGGCCAAGGCUACAUUCACUUAAGGUGAAUGAAGGAGAGAACCAUUUUCGGAUGUAUUUGUAAUAUAAUAGCAGAUAUUAUUUUUUUUUUAAAAAGCAUUUAUGUAUGUACA
Molecule: messenger RNA, 3289 nt
Organism: Carassius auratus (goldfish)
Lineage: Eukaryota; Metazoa; Chordata; Actinopteri; Cypriniformes; Cyprinidae
Product: gastrula zinc finger protein XlCGF57.1-like
Exons: 2
Coding region: 456-2126 (556 amino acids)
Source: RefSeq, a predicted model, not a curated record